Messenger RNA from Stegodyphus dumicola, 2280 nucleotides. RefSeq names its product putative cytochrome P450 49a1. Lineage: Eukaryota; Metazoa; Arthropoda; Arachnida; Araneae; Eresidae. The record is from RefSeq and is a predicted model, not a curated record. Gene Ontology annotation, molecular function: monooxygenase activity; iron ion binding; heme binding.
AGGAUAUUCAGUGCGUUUGCACUGACAAUUAUCUUUUUAAUCUGAGAGGAUGUAGUAAUAAUAUUAACAGCCUUUUAUAAAAGGCUUUUAUUGAACGAACUGUCAAAAUAAUACGGAUCUAACUUAGCUGGAGAAGGUUUUUAACACAGAUGAAAAUGAAAAUACCGAAGAAUAUCCUGUUACGCUGUUCUCGCAGUGAUUCAGUCGAAUUGUUGACUUUUUUCAAAAGUUGCAUUCGAAAACAAACUACAUAUGUGUUCGACGCUGUUUCACCUGAAGCUCUGAACAAUGCUCGCCCGUUUGAAGAAAUCCCGGGACCUAAAGCCUUGCCGCUGAUUGGAAAUUUGCAUAGAUAUCUGCCAAUUACAGGUGAAUAUUCGAAAGAAAAAUGGCACGAAACGCAGAGAAAAAAGUUUGAGGAAUUUGGCCCGAUCGUUCGCGAAGUAAUCGUACCAGGAUACAACAUGCUUCAUCUUUAUGAUCCUAAAGAUAUGGAAAUUGUUAGUAGGAAUGAAGGGCGUUAUCCAAGAAGGGAUUUCUUCCUUGGUAUGAGAGCUCUUAGAGAAGAAAAUCCACAUCUGUAUUCUACUGUUGGAGUUGCUGCUGGUAAUGGGGAAGACUGGUAUCUAAUCCGAAGUCGAUCUCAAAAGGCUAUGAUGCGACCCCAGAUCAUGAAAACAUAUCUGCCCCAGAUGAAUCUUAUCGCCGAUGAUCUGAUUCGCAGAAUUCGUCUUCUUCGUCAAGCUAAUCACCAAGUACCCAAGUUUAUGGACGAACUCUUCAAGUGGGCACUCGAAUCUGUAACAUAUAUUCUCUUCAAGCAGCGAAUGGGCUGUCUUGCAGAUGAUAUUGGCCCAGAUUCCCAAGCAAAGAAGUACAUCCAGUAUGUUAACGAUUUCUUCCGACUGUCGGCAAAAGUUGAACUGUCAUCACUACCUAUCUGGAGGGUAUUUCCUUCGCUGUCACCAUCUUUCCAGAAGCUUAAGAAAGUUCAUGAUUUUUUCUUUGAGAGCGCUUUACAGUAUGUGAAUGCAAGAAUGGAGGAACGACAGAAGCUGAUCGAAGAUGACAAUGAUCUACCUUUAAUAGAACUACUUCUCAAGUAUUGUUCCCCAAGAGACGCCAGUGUAAUGGCCGUGGAUGCUAUGGCCGCAGGGAUAGAUACAACUUCUCUGUCUGUCGCUUACGUUUUGAGAAAUCUUGCUGCCAAUCCCGCUUGCCAGAAGAGGUUACAGGACGAAGUGGACCGAGUGUUACCGGAAGGAAAGCCUUUAACUGUUCAAGCUAUGGAACAAAUGCCGUAUCUUAGGGCUUGUGUGAAAGAAAGCAUGAGGUUAUCACCAACUGUUCAGGGUACAUCGCGAACAUUGGACAAAGAUAUUGUUCUUUCUGGAUAUCGAAUACCUGCCAAUACGUUAAUUACGCUCAACUACUACGUGUCUAGCGUGCAAGAAAGCAACUACCCAAACGCUAAAAAGUACGUACCUGAACGAUGGCUGAGGACGGAAACUGGAGCACCUACUACGCCAGAUUCUUUUGCUUUCCAACCAUUUGGUUUCGGACCAAGGAUGUGUAUUGGGAGGAGAAUAGCCGACCUCGAAAUGCUAACAUUGCUGACCAAAAUAAUGCAGAAUUUCUGGGUUGAAAAUAGAAACCAAGAAAUAGAUAUCAACUUUCAACUCGUCCUUAUGAUCAAGAGCCCACUCCGAUAUGAAUUUCACGAAAGGCGAUAAAUUUGGAUCAACGCUAGCUUCAUGGGAACAAAGGGAUCACUUUGAUCGAUCUUUUCUAAGUUUUACGAAGUUACCAAUAUUAAGACACUGCAGCUACGGAUAUGAGCUUUUGUAUUUAUUUAUUUAUUUUAUUUAUUUAAAAUGUAUUUUAAUUACAUUCCUGAUAAACAGUUCAACAGACAAUUUUCUUUUAUUAAUGAGAUUAAUAUUAAUUUUGAAGCUAAGUAAAGUGACGUUUUUUAAAUGAAAUGUUUGGUUUAAAUGUAUUCGCAGUGUAAAAAAGGAAGAUAUUUGCAAAGUGUUAUUUCACAUCAUCAUGUCGUAUGUUAUUCAACUCAUUUCAGAAAUUUCAUUUUAUGCUCAUGCAUAAUUUAUAGCCGAAACAAGUAGUACCUGUAGUUUUAAUUGCUUUUGUGUCGAAGAAAUGGAACGAUUUAUUCAUUCAUUAGAAAUGUGAUAAAAAUAUUUGAUGCUGAUAUCCAUAAACGGUUAAAAUUGCUGGCUAUUUAGUAUACUUGUUUUUACAUUAAAAGUUUUUAUUUGUUUA